This is a messenger RNA of Rhipicephalus sanguineus (brown dog tick), 1825 nucleotides long. It is a transcript of the gene CCT7, whose product is annotated as T-complex protein 1 subunit eta-like. Gene Ontology annotation, molecular function: ATP binding; ATP-dependent protein folding chaperone; ATP hydrolysis activity. Gene Ontology annotation, biological process: protein folding. The record is from RefSeq and is a predicted model, not a curated record. NCBI's taxonomy places the organism in Eukaryota, Metazoa, Arthropoda, Arachnida, Ixodida, Ixodidae. Gene Ontology annotation, cellular component: chaperonin-containing T-complex.
CAGGUAGCGGCCGCCGGCUCGAAGAGCGCUCGCGCAUGCGCAGAUCUCACGUUUUGUUCCCGGCAGCGUGAUUUUUUGACGCGCCUACCACCGGCUCAUUCAUUUUCAGUCAAGGGCUCACCGAACCCUUACUUACAACGCAGAAAGAUGAUGCAGGCACCGAUCAUUCUGCUCAAAGAGGGCACCGAGAAUUCCCAGGGGAAGCCGCAGGUAGUCAGCAACAUCAAUGCCUGUCAAGCGAUAGCCGACGCCGUUAGGACUACGCUCGGUCCGCGUGGGAUGGACAAGCUCAUUGUGGACAGUUCCGGAAAGACGACCAUUUCCAACGACGGUGCGACCAUCAUGAAGCAGCUCGACAUUGUUCACCCGGCCGCCAAGACGCUGACGGACAUCGCCAAGUCCCAAGACGCCGAAGUGGGCGACGGCACGACCACGGUUGUACUCCUGGCGAGCGAGUUCCUCAAGCAGUGCAAGCCUUACGUCGAAGAAGGCAUCCAUCCGCAGGUAAUCAUUCGCAGCUUGCGUAAAGCGGCCGAGCUGGCGGUGGCCAAGAUUCGCGAGAUCGCCGUUACCGUUCAGAAGGGUAAAGAACAGCGCGAACUGCUCGAGCGCUGCGCCAUGACGACGCUCAGCUCCAAGCUGAUCGCCGGCCAGAAGGAGUUCUUCGCUCGCAUGGUCGUAGACGCCGUCAUGCAGUUGGACGAACUGCUGCCACUCAAUAUGAUCGGCAUCAAGAAAGUGCAGGGAGGCGCGCUCGAGGACUCGAUGCUCGUUUCGGGCGUCGCCUUCAAGAAGACCUUCUCGUACGCCGGUUUCGAAAUGCAGCCCAAGAAGUACGAAAACCCGAAGAUCGCACUCCUCAACGUCGAGCUCGAACUAAAGGCCGAGCGCGACAACGCCGAAGUGCGCGUGCAGAGCGUGCGCGAGUACCAGAACGUCGUGGACGCCGAGUGGGAAGUGCUGUACGAAAAGCUGCGCAAGAUCCAUGAGAGCGGGGCGCGGGUCGUCCUCUCCAAGUUGCCCAUCGGCGAUGUGGCCACGCAGUUCUUCGCCGACAGGGACAUGUUCUGCGCGGGCCGCGUGACGGACGAAGACCUGCGGCGGACGGCUAAGGCGUGCGGAGGCGCCAUCUUGUCAACCGUGUUUGACUUGGAGGAGUCCAACCUCGGCAGCUGCGCUUUGCUAGAGGAGAUCCAGAUCGGCGGUGAACGUUACAACCUCUUCACGGGCUGCCCUCAGACGCGUACCGUCACCAUCAUCCUCCGUGGCGGCGCCGAGCAGUUCAUUGACGAAACUGAGAGAUCUCUGCACGACGCCAUCAUGAUUGUCCGCCGCGCACUAAAUGACGCCGUUGUGGCAGGGGGCGGUGCCAUUGAGAUGGAGCUGUCCAAGCAUCUGAGGGACUACUCGCGUUCUGUGGCUGGCAAGGAGCAACUUCUGGUAGCUGCCGUUGCCAAGGCGCUGGAGGUGAUUCCGAGACAGCUCUGCGACAACGCUGGCCUCGAUGCUACCACUCUGCUGAACAAGCUGCGACAGCGACACGCCGCCGGCGAAAUUUGGGCAGGCGUUGACAUCCUGCAAGGUGACGUCGUGGAUAACCUCAAGGCCUGUGUCUGGGAGCCGGCUGUUGUGAAGAUUAACGCCCUGGUAGCGGCGAACGAAGCAGCCUGCCUCGUCCUCUCGGUGGACGAGACGAUCAAAGCACCAAAGUCUGGAGGAGGCGACGACGAGGGUCGUGGAAGGCCCUUCUAAACAUUUUUUUUUUUUUGCCCUUGCCUUCUAUCAUGCCUGCCCAUAAAUAAAGUCAUGUUAAGUUAACUUUGUA